AUCACGUUUGUGACCCUCACCGACCGAGGCCAUCGACGAAAACCGGCUCCAUAAGUCAGACCAGAGUGAUUAGCCUGUUCGAUUGACUUGCUGUACAUCCGCCGUGCAGCCGAUUACGUGCUGCGUGGGAGCGAGGACCAACAGCCCCUAGGCUCGACUUGACUGCCCCGACUACCCUUCACUGCUUCUUGUUUCAACAUCAACAACUUUUCGCAGGCAUGGCUCCCGCGCCCACUGUAGAGGCGCAGUUCAAGAAGGACGAGAAGGCGCUCUGCUUCCAUCAUGAGCUGAUGUACGAGGCUAAAAUCAUAGAGGUCUCGUCGAAAGAGGAGGCCGAGAAGAAGAACGGCUACCAGUACAAGGUCCACUACAAGGGAUGGAAGAACACCUGGGACGAUUGGGUUGAGGAAGAUCGGCUUCGCAAACUAACACCCGAGAACCGGGAGCUGGCCAACUCGCUCCGGCACGCAGUCCUCGAGCAACAGCGCGCUCAGCGCGCUCAAGCCGCGCCUGUGAAAAAGAAGACGCAAUCCUCAACGCGUGGUAGCGAAGAGCGACAGACGCCAGUCCAGACUGCCCCACCUCGGGGCCAGAAGAGGAUGCGGGAUCAAGACCUUGAAAAGGAGGAGGCGUUCACUACUCGGCGCGCCGUGAGGAUUCUCAUGCCUGACAGGCUAAAGAGCAUUCUCGUCGACGACUGGGAAAACGUCACCAAGCAACUGCAGCUUGUGUCACUCCCUGCCAAGUUUCCCGCCAGCGUCAUUCUCGAUGAGUAUUUCGCGCAUGCGACAGGCUCAGGCAUGCGCACCAGUGCCGAGAUCGACAUCCUCCAGGAGGUCAUCCACGGCCUGAAGGAGUACUUCAACAAGGCACUCGGCCGCCUUCUUCUCUACCGGUUUGAGCGGGAGCAGUUCUUCGACAUCUACUCACAAAUCACCCAGCCCACUGGCGACCUUGCUGGGAAGGCUGUGGCAGACAUCUACGGUGGCGAGCACCUGCUCCGUCUAUUUGUUUCAAUGCCGGAGCUCAUUGCGCAGACAAACAUGGAUGUCCAGGCUGUCAACCGACUACGACAGGAGCUUGGCGCCAUGACGCAUUGGCUCCAGAAGGAGCCCCAAGUCACCAACUUUUUCCAAUCAGUCUACGAAAGCCCCGGAUCGGCGUACAUCGAGAAGGUCAAGACUAGUACCUAGACCUCGCACUUGUACACUGACACACCGACACAUUUAUCAUGUAGGGGGUUGAGAAAUCCUCAGCGACUCCUCUGACUACCUGUCAUGCUGACAUACAUUUCGCACCUCCGUGGGGCACAUUUGUAUCAUUAUCUUUUCAAUUCAAGGCGCUUCGGUGAACAAGGUUCGGUAAGCUCAACAGGUUAAGGUAUUGCAUUCUGCGGAGCAUUUGGGGGUGGGCAGCAGAACAGAAAGAAAUGACCUUAGUUCUAAUCCUCUAUCUAC
Paraphaeosphaeria sporulosa is the source of this 1457-nucleotide messenger RNA. Its product is annotated as NuA4 histone acetyltransferase complex, Eaf3/MRG15 subunit. NCBI's taxonomy places the organism in Eukaryota, Fungi, Ascomycota, Dothideomycetes, Pleosporales, Didymosphaeriaceae. The coding region runs from base 219 to 1193 and encodes 324 amino acids. Gene Ontology annotation, biological process: regulation of DNA-templated transcription; chromatin organization. The transcript has 4 exons. The record is from RefSeq and is a predicted model, not a curated record. Gene Ontology annotation, cellular component: NuA4 histone acetyltransferase complex; Rpd3S complex; nucleus.